Molecule: messenger RNA, 1584 nt
Organism: Talaromyces proteolyticus
Lineage: Eukaryota; Fungi; Ascomycota; Eurotiomycetes; Eurotiales; Trichocomaceae
Product: WD domain protein
Exons: 3
Coding region: 1-1584 (527 amino acids)
Biological process (GO): regulation of DNA damage checkpoint
Cellular component (GO): nucleus
Molecular function (GO): DNA binding; protein binding
Source: RefSeq, a predicted model, not a curated record
AUGCCGCGCACCCAAACAGAAGAACUCUCCGAGUUCGAAAAGCAGCGACUCGCGAACAUAGCCGAGCGCGACGCCCUCCUCAAAAAGCUCACCCUUGAAGCCCAAUCAUCCGGUCUCUUCACGAAACCGUCGCCGGCCAGACCGGGCGCCAAAGAUGGUGCAUCACGGCCUAAGAAAAAACCAACCCCGCGUGUCAAAAAGGAGGAAGUUGAGGCGCCGAUUGUGCGUCGCAUGUCGUCCCGUCUGCGAGGCGUCACGGCAGAUAGCGAGGUUGCGAAGCGCAAGGCAGAUGAAGCAUUUGAGGAAUCACAAAAGUUGGAACGAGAGAAGAGGAUGCGCAAGUCUGAUUUCUUCACGCUGGAUAAUAUGCUAGUGGCCGGUCAGAAGUUGAGUGGUGAUGCGCUCAUCGGAAUAGAUAUGGUUACGAAGGGUGUCGCAAAGCCCUAUGAGCGGACAUUCGGCGAGGAGGAUGUCAAGAAGACAACAGAUAAGGAAUUAAAAGCUCUCAGGGAGGAAAUGAGUAACCUGCAAUUGUGGGAUCAGUGGGAACCGCAAAGUCUCAAGAUUACUCCCGAACGAAUUUAUACCAUGACAUUCCACCCCUCUGAAACCAAACCUCUAAUCUUUGCUGGAGACAAGAUGGGCCAUUUGGGCGUGAUCGACGCAUCACAGAAACGGCCCGAGGUUGGCGAUGACGACGAGGAAGAAAACGAUGACGAUCCAGCAAUCACAAUGCUGAAGCCGCAUACUCGUACUAUCAGUUCAAUGGUUAUUCAGCCCCAAAAGUCAACCCAUCUCUACACAACAAGCUACGAUAGCUCUAUCCGAGAAAUGGACCUGGAAAAAAUGACCUCUGAUGAGAAAUACGCCCCAGAAUCUAGAUCUACCGACAAACCAAUAUCAGGCAUUGAUAUGGCUUCUGAUAAUCCUAAUUGUCUUUACUGGACCACAUUAAGCGGCUCAUUUAACCAAUAUGACCUUCGUGAGUCGAAGAAGACCGCAUCCAUUACAGAAUGGCAAUUAUCUGAGAAGAAGAUUGGCGGGUUUUCUCUAUUUCCGUCUAAUCCAUACUUUUUUGCGACGGCGAGUCUUGACCGCACGAUGCGACUGUGGGAUCUCCGAAAACUAUCACAUGAAACCCCGGAAGCUAUUGGAGAACAUGAAAGUCGUCUGUCAGUUUCACACGCCGCAUUUAACACUCAAGGCCAAGUUGCUACUUCAUCUUACGAUGACUCCAUCAAAAUAUAUGAUUUCGGCAUUAAGGGCAUCUCAUCGUGGGGACCGGGCCACCAGCUAGACGAAAAGGCGAUGAAACCCGACACCGUUGUGAGACAUAACUGCCAAACAGGACGCUGGGUUACAAUCCUGCGGCCGCAAUGGCAGCAAAACCCUCAAUCGCCAAUUCAGCGCUUCUGUAUCGGCAAUAUGAAUCGGUUCGUCGAUAUAUACUCUUCUAGUGGUGACCAAUUGGCUCAAUUGGGUGGUGAUGGAAUCACCGCUGUUCCGGCAGUCGCUGUCUUUCAUAGGAGUAAGAAUUGGGUUGCUGGUGGAACAGCAAGUGGAAAGCUUUGUCUGUGGGUGUAA